Molecule: messenger RNA, 4380 nt
Organism: Thermothelomyces thermophilus ATCC 42464
Lineage: Eukaryota; Fungi; Ascomycota; Sordariomycetes; Sordariales; Chaetomiaceae
Exons: 3
Coding region: 115-4179 (1354 amino acids)
Biological process (GO): phospholipid translocation; endocytic recycling; post-Golgi vesicle-mediated transport
Cellular component (GO): plasma membrane
Molecular function (GO): magnesium ion binding; ATP binding; ATPase-coupled intramembrane lipid carrier activity
Source: RefSeq, a predicted model, not a curated record
GCGCAGCUUCUUCCCGUUAUCGAUCAAUGAACGCCCCGACGCCCGUCCUGACCUUCGCUUGAGCAGCGCCCUCUCCCCUCUCCCCCCGACUGCCCCGAGCGGCGCACUCCGGCAAUGCCCGGCCGCCCGCCUCCUGGAGGCUCGUCGGCCUCGCGAAAUGACCUUCUCCUCGACCUCGACAAUGAUCAGCCCAUCUACAGCACGGGGCAGCGCUCCGCCCUGACCGACGACGACCUCCUCCACUCGUACGCCUACGAUCAAGACGGCGCGCCAUCACGACCAUCCGUGUCAUACGACGAUUUUGUCGGCUCCGGCCGCUCGGGCGCAACCGCCGGCAGGCCCCCGCCGGCCACGUCCUCGAGUUCCGCGCCGCGUCCCCUGGGGCCGUACGGGCCCGAGAUCCAACGACAGUACAGCCAAACGUCAGACUUGGGCAACUACCAGAGAUACGCCGAUGACUUCGACGACUACCCGGACGAUGGCGGGUAUUAUCAGCACGGGGGGGCUGUGGCCGGCGACUCGUCGUCCUCGGCCCGCGGAAACGCGAGGAAACGGAAUAGCGUCCUGAGCUUGGGCGGCGGCUUUCUCGGGAGGGUCAAGAACAGGCUGGGGAUGGGCGAGGGAUACUCGGAGAUGGACCUCCCGCUCACCGACCCACGUGCCGGAGCCGGGCCGGGCGGGCGGACAGACACCGCCGAGGUCGUCCCGCCCGGGGAGAAGAAAUUCGAUAUGGGCAACUUCAGGUUUGGUUUCGGGAGGUCAAAACCCGACCCGUCCACCCUCGGACCCCGCAUCAUCCACCUAAACAACCCCCCGGCCAACGCGGCCAACAAGUACGUCGACAACCACGUCUCGACGGCCAAGUACAACGUCGCCACCUUCCUCUUCAAGUUCCUCUUCGAGCAGUUCUCCAAGUUCGCCAACAUCUUCUUCCUCUUCACGGCCGCGUUGCAGCAGAUCCCGGGCCUCUCGCCGACCAACCAAUACACCACCAUCGGGCCCCUCAUCGUGGUGCUCUUGGUGUCGGCUGGCAAGGAGCUGGUGGAGGACUACCGCCGGAAACAGGCCGACAAGACUCUCAACAAUUCCAAGGCUCGCGUCUUGCGCGGCUCCAGCUUCACAGAGACCAAGUGGGUCAACGUGGCCGUCGGGGAUAUCGUCCGGGUCGAAUCCGAAGAGCCGUUCCCGGCCGACCUGGUGCUUCUGGCCAGCUCCGAGCCCGAGGGUCUCUGCUACAUCGAGACGGCCAACCUCGACGGGGAGACCAACCUCAAGAUCAAGCAGGCGCUUCCCGAGACGGCUUCCAUGGUGAGCUCGACCGAGCUCAGCCGCCUCGGCGGGAGACUCCGAUCCGAGCAGCCCAACAGCAGCCUGUACACGUACGAGGCCACCCUGACCAUACAGGCCGGCGGCGGAGAGAAGGAGCUGCCUCUGACCCCGGAGCAGCUGCUCCUCCGCGGCGCCACUCUCCGGAACACCCCCUGGAUCCACGGAGUCGUCGUCUUCACCGGCCACGAGACCAAGCUGAUGCGGAACGCGACCGCGGCGCCCAUCAAGCGGACAAAGGUCGAACGACAGCUGAACAAGCUCGUCCUGGCCCUCGUGGGCAUGCUACUGGCCCUGAGCGUCAUCUCGACCGCUGGCGAUCUGAUCCUGCGCCGUGUCUCCGGAGACUCGUUCCGCUACCUCGACCUGGACGGACUGGGCGGCGUCGGGGACGUCCUCCGCAUCUUCAUCAAGGACAUGGUCACGUACUGGGUGCUCUUUUCCGCGCUGGUCCCCAUCUCGCUUUUCGUCACUCUCGAGAUGAUCAAGUACUGGCACGGGAUCCUUAUCAAUGACGACCUGGACAUCUACCACGACGUUACGGACACGCCCGCCAACUGCCGCACUUCCAGCUUGGUCGAGGAGCUGGGCAUGGUCGAGUACGUCUUCUCGGACAAGACGGGCACCCUGACCUGCAACCAGAUGGAGUUCAAGGCGUGCUCGAUCGCCGGCAUCAUGUACGCCGAGACCGUCCCGGAGGACCGCGUCGCCACCAUCGAGGACGGCGUCGAGGUUGGCAUCCACGAAUUCAAGCAGCUGAAGCAGAACUUACGUGAUCAUCCCACCGCGCAAGCCAUUGACCACUUCCUCACCCUGCUCGCCACCUGCCACACGGUGAUUCCCGAGCAGACCGAUUCCGGGCGCAUCAAGUACCAGGCCGCCUCUCCCGACGAAGGGGCUCUCGUCGAGGGCGCCGCGAAGCUGGGGUACAAGUUCUACGCGCGCAAACCCCGCGCCGUCGUCAUCGAGGUCAAUGGCGAGCAGGUGGAGUACGAGCUCUUGGCCGUAUGCGAGUUUAACUCGACCCGCAAGAGGAUGUCGACCAUCUACCGCUGUCCCGACGGCAAGAUCCGGUGCUACACCAAGGGCGCCGACACGGUCAUCCUGGAGCGCCUCAACGACAACAACCCGCAUGUCGAGGUCACCCUCCGUCACCUCGAAGAAUACGCCUCCGAAGGGCUGCGGACGCUCUGCCUGGCCAUGCGUGAGAUUCCGGAGCACGAGUUCCAGGAGUGGUACCAGGUCUACGACAAGGCCCAGACGACCGUGGGCGGAAACCGCGCCGAGGAGCUGGACAAGGCCGCCGAGCUUAUCGAGAAGGACUUUUUCCUUCUCGGCGCUACCGCGAUCGAGGAUCGGCUGCAGGACGGCGUUCCCGAGACCAUCCACACGCUCCAGGAGGCCGGCAUCAAGGUGUGGGUUCUGACCGGCGACCGGCAGGAGACAGCCAUCAACAUCGGCAUGAGUUGCAAGCUCCUGAGCGAGGACAUGAUGCUCCUCAUUGUCAACGAGGAGAACGCCGAGGCGACGCGAGACAACCUGCAGAAGAAGCUAGACGCGAUCCAUAGCCAGGGCGACGGCACCAUUGAGAUCGGGACGCUGGCGCUCAUCAUCGACGGCAAAUCCCUGACGUACGCGCUCGAGAGGGAUAUGGAGAAGCUCUUCCUCGACCUCGCCGUCAAGUGCAAGGCGGUCAUCUGCUGCCGCGUCUCGCCCCUCCAGAAAGCCAUGGUGGUGAAGCUGGUCAAGAAGUAUCAGAAGGAGUCCAUCCUCCUCGCCAUCGGCGACGGAGCCAACGACGUCUCGAUGAUCCAGGCCGCCCACAUUGGCGUCGGCAUCAGCGGCAUGGAAGGCCUUCAGGCAGCGCGCAGCGCCGACGUGUCGAUCGCCCAGUUCCGCUUUCUCCGCAAGCUGCUCCUCGUGCAUGGUGCGUGGAGCUACCACCGCGUCGCCAAGGCAAUCCUGUUUUCGUUCUACAAGAACAUCACCCUCUAUCUCACGCAGUUUUGGUACGUCUUCCAAAACGUCUUCUCCGGCGAAGUCAUCUACGAGUCCUGGACCCUGUCCUUCUACAACGUCUUCUAUACCGUUCUGCCUCCUCUCGCCCUGGGUAUCCUGGACCAGUUCGUAUCUGCUCGCCUGCUCGACCGCUAUCCGCAGUUAUACAACUUCGGACAGCGGAACCACUUCUUCAAGGGCUCGGUGUUUGCCUCGUGGAUCAUCAAUGCCGUCUAUCACUCCAUCAUCCUCUAUUUGGGCACCUCGGCCUUCUACCUGAACGACGGCGUCGAGAGCGACGGCUUCCCCGCAGGCAAAUGGGUCUGGGGUACCGCCAUGUACGGCGCCGUCCUCCUGACCGUCCUGGGCAAGGCGGCCCUCGUCACCAGCAACUGGACCAAGUACCACGUCGUUGCCAUCCCCGGAAGCAUGGCCAUCUGGAUCGUGUUCGUCGCCGUCUACGGCACCGUCGCCCCGAAGCUGGGCUUCUCCAAGGAGUACUUUGGCGUCAUCCCGCGCCUGUUUUCCAGCCCGGCCUUUUGGCUGCAGAUGCCCACGCUGGCGAUCCUCUGCCUCCUGAGGGAUUUCGCGUGGAAGUUCAGCAAGCGGCUGUGGCGACCUGAGGCGUAUCAUCACGUCCAGGAGAUCCAAAAGUAUAAUAUUCAGGACUACCGGCCGAGAAUGGAGCAGUUCCAAAAGGCCAUUCGCAAGGUCCGGCAGGUGCAGCGCAUGCGCAAACAGCGCGGAUACGCCUUCUCUCAGGCGGACGAGUCGCAGACCAGGGUGCUGCAGGCGUACGAUACGACACAGCAUCGUGGGCGGUAUGGCGAGAUGGCGAGCUCCAGACUGCAAUAGUUUGCGCUCUCGCAGCCCUCCUUCGUCUCUUCUCUCCCACCCCCCCCAGCUUUUCCCAAUAUCUCAUGCUCUCUCAUGGCUGGGUGCCAUUAUCAUGUAUCAGCCAUUGUUUCUUGUUUCGCUGGUGCCCCGGGGGGGGGGGGGGAUUUCGAAGCUCAAAACUGGCUUCGAUUCUUUUUUGCUUUCUAAUGAUUUCAGUAG